AUGCCCAGCCUGCUUUGUGCCUUUGCUUUUGCCAGACUCCGCCCACCAGCUUCACCCUUCUCCACCUGGAUCCUGAGCUCGGGGCGGCACUUGGCCUCAGCACAUGGGUGUGGGUUGGAGGCAUUGGUCGAGGAGCCUCUCAUAGGCGUCCCUCCAGAUCUGCUGGGAGCUCUGCUUCUGCUGCGGAAUCUUCCAGCCUCCUGGCUGCAGCUGCUGCUGCUACGUCCCCGCCUGGCUCCUGCACAGCCACAGGCUGUCAGUCUCUGCCUUAAGGGCCCAGCCUUGGAGCCGACCCUCCGAGCAGGACCCGCCAACGGGCAAAAGCAAGAAGACCCCUCUCGCCUAUUACUGGUGCCACUGCUGGGCUCCAGCCAAUCGCUGAGUGCCAGGUGGCCCAGGGCCGUGCAAGGAGCCGCACAGGCUGACGCGCAGGGUGGGCUGGGAUCACUGGUGUCUGAGUGCCUAGUCUACAGCUCCCUGGAGCAGCCUCCCAUACCACAGACCGUGUUCCCGCUCAGAGGCCCAGAGGUGCCCGAAAGCUGUUGGAUCAUGCAGGGCUGUGCCCAAGAGGAGGCAAGGGCUCUCAGCCAUCCAGCAGCAUGGCCAGGCUCCCUGACGCCCCCCACCUGCUGGGACCUGAGCCCCCAGGCCUCGCAGCCUAUUCUCCAGCAUGGCCAGGGCUGCCAUGGUUGUCACCUGAGGCCGGGUGUCAGUGAUGGAGCUGGACUGCUGAAGCAGGAAGAGGGGAUGGAGCUGCCUGGGCCACCUAGAUGUGGGGGUGAUGCCGUGGCUGCAUGGGGCAGAGACUCGUCGUUCGUGGGAUUGUUUCCCUCCCCAAAGCUCGUCGUGGACCUGCAACCCGUGGCCCCAGCACCCACCCUGGCACAUCUCAGCCAGGAUGACCAGCACACACCACCACCCUGCCACGGGCCCCAGAGUUCCCUGGCAACCCCAGGCCUCGCACUGCUCCUGUCCCUCACCGCCCACUGUGCUCCUCCCCAGCCUGAGGAACUCUCCCAGGGAGCGCUGAAGGCUGCUGGGGCCGACCUAUGGGCCAGUGCUGACGCCUCCCUUCUGCAAGGUUUCUGGUGCCAGCCAGCCAGCCAGCUGCCCCGGUUCCAGCUCUCGGCUCUGAUCAGGAGGAUGGCCUCGCAGCAGGUCCUCCUCAAAGCCUGGCAGCUCAGCUGCCUGGCCAACCUCGCCAUGCGGCACGGCCUCCAGGAUGACUUUGAGCUCCAGCCACCAGACCUACUGCUCUUUUACAACCUGAGCCAGGUGAGGGAAGCUGACUGCCGCACCUUCACCCGCCGUGCUGCCCAGGGCCACAUGGAGCUGCUAGCCAACCUGCCCGACCAGAGAGUUGCCCUGCAGCACGCAGCCAUGGCCUGCUUGGGGGGGCCCCGCCCAUGGCUCAGCGCCUCUGACCUGCUGGUCCUUGGGGUCCUGGUGUGUGACAUGGAUGCACCCAACAUCAUCACUGCAGACCCUCAAGUGCUGCAGAACCUGCGACUCUGCCCCCAGCUGACCGCCGCCCAGAGGGCCGCCCUCAACAUCCUGCUGGCCAGUGGGAGGACCCAGCUUGGGCCCCCUGGCUCCUGGAACCUGGAGGGGCUGCAGGCCCUGGGACCUCUGGCUACCUACAUCAGCCCCCGCCUGUGGGUGCAGGUGCAGGAGGCUGUGGGCCUGGACUUCUUCCGCAGCAUGGUCGCCAUGUGCCGGGUGGGGCAUCUCAGUCAGCGUGAUGCCAGGCGCUUCGUCACCAGCUUCCUGGAGGCCAAAGCCAGCACAGUGUCCUCGAGGCCCAGGCGGGGCACAGGGAGAUCCUGUGUCCGUGGCAACAUCACAGCAGCGACGCUUCAGGACGACCUCUUCCUGGUGCACUACGACUGCCCCCAGCUUGAGUCCUGCCUGGGCAGCCGCGUGCUCAGGGCCAACCUGGACCCCCUGCUGCAGCACCCGCUGCCCAUUGAGUGCCAGCGUGUGGUCAAGGCCAAGCUCACGCAGAUCUACCCACAUGGUGUCCCUGAGGACCAGUUGCGAAUCAUCACCUCACUGGUCUACCUCUACUCCGUCAAUGAGAUAGGCCAGUGGAACAUCACAUCCAGAGACACAGUCGUGGCCUUGCUGGCCUCAGACGUGGCCCUGGAGAACCAGACAGAGGCCGUCCUGCAGAAGUUCCUGGACCACAAUGGCAAGGUCACUGGCACCCUGCUAGUGGCCAUCGGGGGCUCCCGCCUCUGCUGGAUGAGUCCCCGGCAGAUCCAUAUCAUCCAGCCUUCAGAAUUCCGGCUGGCUGGAGCCCUGGACAUCUCCUCCUGCCCUCAGAGCCGGAAGGACGUGCUGUACGCCAAGGCCCGUGAGGCCUUUGGCAGCACCAGGACCACGGCUGCAUACUACCGCUUCAUGCGCCCCUACCUCGGUGGCGCCCCUGUGGAGGAGCUGCGGCACCUGGCCCAGGCCAACGUCUCCAUGGACAUCGACACCUUCACCAACCUGAACCCCCAUGUGCUGCAGAGCCUCAGUGUCGACAAUGUGACCACGCUGCUGGGCCAGAACGUGGGGGACCUGCAGAAGGCUCGCAGCCACCCGGCCAUCAGCUCCUGGCUCCGCAGCCUCAACAGCUCCACCCUGGGCGAGCUGGGCCUGGACACCGGCCUGGAUCCCGCCAGCCCCACUGACCCAGGCCACGCAACCAGUGGGUCCCCCAGCACCAGACCCCUUGCACCCCGUCCAGUCCACACCUCAGGCCUGCCCGGGAAUGACGCCGAGGUCCCCACCUCAGGCAGCCCUCCAGCCCUCCUGGGCUACCUGCCACUUGCUGCAGUCUUGCCCUCUGGCCUCCUGUGGCUACUUCAUAGGGACGCCUCAGGGCCCAACCGGGGCUGCCCAAAGGGCGUCUGCACCACCGGCCCACAGCACUGCCCCACAGUGGCUGGGCCUAUGGGCGUCACAGGCAGGAAAAACGGGGCUGCUAGCUGGAGCUGGACACGUGCCCAGGCCGAAGUGCAGGCUCUGGGCCCAGGGGACCAGCCUGUGUCCCUCAUCCUAGGGGUCUGCAGGUCCCCAGGCUUCCAGGACCUGGAGCUAGACUGGGGACCUGGACCAUGAGGAGCUGAGGGAUGCCCAGCCACAGGCCGAGGCCAGCAGAGGGAGACGCUGCCCACGCCCUCUGGUCUCCUUCAGGAGAACUGGGUUGGGGUGGGGACUCUGAUGUCACUAACCCACUGGUGGAUAUGAAUAAAGCAAGGGUUCUGUUC
Molecule: messenger RNA, 3257 nt
Organism: Galeopterus variegatus (Sunda flying lemur)
Lineage: Eukaryota; Metazoa; Chordata; Mammalia; Dermoptera; Cynocephalidae
Product: mesothelin-like protein
Exons: 20
Coding region: 1-3108 (1035 amino acids)
Biological process (GO): cell-matrix adhesion
Cellular component (GO): cell surface
Source: RefSeq, a predicted model, not a curated record